AUGCCCGAGUCAUCUAAAGAGAUGCCCUCCAAGGGCAAAGGUAAAGGCAAGAUUGCCGUGGAUAUGGACGAUGUCCUGUGCCAGACGAACGGCACGAUCGUGGAGAUGCACAACGAGAUAUGGAAGACUGAGCCUCCACUGGAGCUGGCAGAUUUCAAGAAUUAUCUAUAUUGGCAGAACCGAGGUUGGAGCAGUCCAACAGAGACCGUGAAGAUGGUGGCCCGACUGUUCGAUGAGGGUCUAUGCCACCGAGCUCAACCGAUCCCAGGGGUCAAAGAGGGCCUCUUGAGGCUCAAACAGAUGGGUUACAGCUUGAUCAUCGUCACAGCUCGAGGUGAACGAGAACGAAAGUGGACAGAGGAUUGGAUAGCAACACACCUGCCGGACAUCUUUGACGAGAUUCAUUUCACCGGCGCAUUCGCACACGUUUACACGACAGCACAGGAAAAGGAAGGUCACGUAGCCAAAAAGGCCGUCAUGUCGCAUCACAAGCGAUCCAAAGCUGAUGUAGUUCACGAGACAGAGGCCCUGUUUCUCAUUGACGACUCUGCUGAGAACGCCUUGGACGCCUCUCGCUCGAAGACCCCCUGUCAGGUUCUCCUCUUUGGCGAUUGGCCUUGGAACAGGAUUAUACGAGACCCAGACGAUCGUUUACCCGAAGAUGUCAUCCUCUACGUCGAUGCCAAAGACAAGGGUCUACUGGAUCGCGUCGAGUCCAGACGGCAAGAGCUCAUCGAGCGGAACUGGAUACCUCACGGCGUCGAACGAGUCAGUAAUUGGGAACAAGUCAUCGAAUGGGUGGAGGAUUGGGAAAAAGAUGGAUGUCCUCCUCUGCCUAGACAGCGUGCUUCUCUCUAA
Messenger RNA from Kockovaella imperatae, 858 nucleotides. RefSeq names its product HAD-like domain-containing protein. The transcript is spliced from 7 exons. Gene Ontology annotation, biological process: deoxyribonucleotide catabolic process. The record is from RefSeq and is a predicted model, not a curated record. Gene Ontology annotation, molecular function: 5'-nucleotidase activity. Lineage: Eukaryota; Fungi; Basidiomycota; Tremellomycetes; Tremellales; Cuniculitremaceae. Bases 1 to 858 code for a protein of 285 amino acids.